Messenger RNA from Paramuricea clavata, 1860 nucleotides. The record is from the annotation of a GenBank genome assembly. Lineage: Eukaryota; Metazoa; Cnidaria; Anthozoa; Malacalcyonacea; Plexauridae.
AUGGACCAGACUGAACAACAUGCUAUGGACAGUAUCAAAUCCGUGUUAACCAGUGAAACAACAAUGGCUUAUUAUAAUCCCUCGCAUAAAAUUGAAGUUCUUGUAGAUGCAAGUCCAGUUGGUCUUGGUGCUAUACUUGUCCAAUAUCCUACCACUAGAGAUCACAGUGCUUCGCCUCGUAUUGUCAGUUAUGCCAGUCGGGUAUUAACUCCUGUAGAGACUCGCUAUUCACAAAUUGAGCGCGAAGCUCUGGCUAUUGUCUGGUCAUGUCAUAAAUUUCAUCUAUAUUUAUAUGGUACCCAAUUCUCUGUUAUUACUGAUCCCAAGCCACUGCAACGUCUUUUCAACGACCCACAAAGCAAACCACCUGCUCGUAUUGAACGAUGGUUAUUAAAGGUACAACCAUAUCGUUUCAAUGUUCAGUAUCAACCCGGUUCUGACAAUCCAGCCGACUUUAUGUCCCGCCAUCCGUUGCCAUCACCACCUACCAGCCAUGAGGAGAGAUGCGCUGAAGAAUAUGUUAAUUUCGUUUCAAUGCAUGCUGUUCCCAAGGCCCUUACACUGGAAGAAAUCAAAGAAGCCACAAAAGUCGAUACCACACUUCAAGCUGUCAUUCAAGCAAUUCCAACCAAACAGUGGCAUAAUGCGAAACUCCAACCUGGUGUUGAUCGCAAGUCGGUAGAAUGUUUUUUUCACAUCCAAAGAGAACUGUCAGUUAACAGUGAUCAAAGUCUCCUCCUACGUGGUACCCGUAUAGUCAUAGCAAGUGAACUUCAAAACCAUGUGAUGGACCUCGCACACGAAGUCCAUCAAGGCAUAUCACGGACAAAACAACUCUUGUGUGAGAAGGACUGGUUUCCGACCAUUGAUAAACAAGUGGAAGAAAAGGUUAGCUGCUGCUUAACUUGCCAAGUCGCAACAAACACAAGCAACAUUGAACAUUACGUAUGCCUGAAGCUAGCAAGAAUUCAUGGGAAAGUGUAUCAAUUGAUUUUGCGACCCGUUUCCCAGUGGCGAGUACUUACUUGUAUUGAUUGAUGACUACUCACGAUAUCCCGAAGUAGACAUUAUUAGAACAGUAGUUCAUAUACAACUGUUAUUCCCUGUCUUGACAAAAUCGUUGCUACUCACGGAAUUCCCAGAACGGUAAAAUUGGACUAUGGCGCCCCAUUUUAUAGUACAGAAUUCAAACAGUUUGCUAAUUAUCUUGGUUUCCAACAUCAGCGUAUAACACCCUAUUGGCCUCAGGCAAACGGAGAAGCCGAACGAUUCAUGAGAACGUUAAAGAAAACAGCUAGAACUGCCAAAGUUGAAUGCAGGUCUUGGAUUCGAAACAAAACUUGUUUACCUUCCUCAGAAACUACCGAGCUACGCCCCAUAGUGAAACCCACCAGGCUCCUGCAACCUUGCUAUUCAAUCGUGCCAUAAAUGUCAAGUCACCUCAGUCACAAACUGUAGCACCAGCUGACCCAAACCAUCAACAAGCACUUUGAUGCAUCAUGUGAGUCAAGACAAAAGAACAAGGUCCACUUUGACAAACGGAACAAAGCCAAAUCUUUUGAAUUCAAAGUCGGUGAUGCAGUCCUGCUGAGAAACUCAAAGAAAGGUAAAUUGCAGACCCCUUAUGAACAUCAGAAAUACCAAAUUGUUAAGAAGAAAGGAUCGAUGAUUACAGCGUCAAAUGAUAAUCGCCAAGUCACUCGGAACUCAUCACAUUUUAAAAAGUUUAAAGAAAAGAAAGGUGAAACAGAUAACCCAGGAGAUAAAGAAGAACAGCCGAGCAAGCAGAACACCAAUGAACGCCCGAAAAGGAAAACAAAACCACCAGGCUACUUUGGAUAUAAACAGUCAGAUAAGUAA